AUGGUCAGAGACAGACAGGAGUUUCCCACUAUUCGGUCGGCACGCGGAUUGAUAGGGUACUGCAUCAGCUGCAGAUCGAACCGACCCAUCGAGAGCGCUGAAAGGGAAUUCUUCCUCAACGUCGAUGUCGGUGAUAUACCCGUCGUUGUCGUCUUCACGCAGUUUGACACCCUUGUCGAUUCCCAUUUCAACAAGAUGUGCAAGUCCCUACGCAGCCGAAAUCAGUCACUGGACAUGGAUCAAAUCGACAAGGACUCCAUGAACGCUGCUGUUGCAGACUACGACGACAACUACCGCGGUCAAUUCGAGAGCCAAUUUGGACGACGGCUGAGGGUGGCUAUCAUCAGGCUUAAUUCGUCCCAGCAGACGUCUGGGGUCGACUCCCUUAUCGCUCAGACGAAAUCAUUACUGCUUGAGGACGGCUUGAAGCUUCUCUGGACUGCAGCGCAAAGCCACUCGGCCGACAUGAAACUCAAAGGGUUGCUUCGACGCUUCUUCAGGAACGAUUCUUGGUGCGAAGUUCUUGGCGGCGAUCAACUUCUUGGGGCCACUAACUGCAUCUGA
Emericellopsis cladophorae is the source of this 564-nucleotide messenger RNA. RefSeq lists its product as uncharacterized. The transcript has 4 exons. NCBI's taxonomy places the organism in Eukaryota, Fungi, Ascomycota, Sordariomycetes, Hypocreales, Bionectriaceae. Bases 1 to 564 code for a protein of 187 amino acids. The record is from RefSeq and is a predicted model, not a curated record.